GUGUCACGCACGUGACGUCACCCAGCGUCGGCCCGUGACGCUGCGUCUCUUUGUUGGCCCAGCAGCAGCGUCGCUCCUCUGUUGUUGUUUUCUCUGCUGCUAGAAAAGCUGGAAUGCUAACAAGCUAAAGAAGUAUUCUCGUUUUGUUUUGCUCUGUCUGCCAAAUAAUACACCUCUGUCUGCCAAAUAAUACACAUCAAACAUAUCCCACUUGGCGUGUCGCUACAUUAAACGCAGUCCAGUCAUGGACUCGGACGAGGGUUACAAUUACGAAUUCGACGACGAGGAAGAGGAAUGCAGCGAAGACAGCGGCGAAGAGGAGACCGCGGACGACACCCUGGAGCUCGGUGAGGUGGAGUUGGUUGAUCCCGUUGUGGCCGGCGGAGAGCGAGACGACUGCGGGGAGACGGGAGGCAGCGGCCUCGGGCCCGGUCAGGAUGAGGAAGACUACCGCUUUGAAGUUCUAACCGCCGAACAGAUCCUGCAGCAUAUGGUGGAGUGUAUCAGGGAGGUCAACGAGGUCAUCCAGAAUCCUGCUACAAUCACUAGAAUAUUACUUAGUCAUUUUAACUGGGACAAAGAAAAGCUGAUGGAAAGGUACUUUGAUGGUAACCUGGACAAGCUAUUUUCAGAGUGUCACGUUAUAAACCCCAGCAAGAAGUCUCGGACACGCCUCAUGAACACAAGAUCGUCGGCACAGGACAUGCCAUGUCAGAUCUGCUAUCUCAACUAUCCUAACUCGUACUUCACUGGUCUGGAAUGUGGGCACAAGUUCUGCAUGCAGUGCUGGGGUGAUUACUUAACCACCAAAAUCAUAGAGGAAGGAAUGGGACAGACCAUUUCUUGUCCUGCUCAUAGCUGUGAUAUUUUGGUGGAUGACAGCACAGUCAUGCGACUGAUUACAGAUUCAAAAGUGAAGUUGAAGUACCAGCAUUUAAUAACCAAUAGUUUUGUAGAGUGUAACCGACUGUUAAAAUGGUGCCCAGCACCUGACUGUCAUCACGUUGUCAAAGUACAGUACCCAGAUGCCAAACCUGUACGGUGCAAGUGUGGUCGGCAGUUUUGCUUCAACUGUGGAGAAAAUUGGCACGAUCCAGUGAAGUGUAAGUGGUUAAGGAAAUGGAUUAAAAAAUGUGAUGAUGACAGUGAGACAUCAAACUGGAUUGCAGCAAAUACAAAGGAAUGUCCAAAAUGCCACGUCACCAUAGAGAAAGAUGGUGGCUGCAACCAUAUGGUGUGCCGGAACCAGAACUGCAAAGCAGAAUUCUGCUGGGUUUGCCUGGGGCCCUGGGAGCCACAUGGCUCUGCUUGGUACAACUGUAAUCGUUAUAACGAGGAUGAUGCCAAGGCAGCCCGGGAUGCUCAAGAGCGCUCCAGAGCAGCCCUGCAGAGGUACCUGUUCUACUGCAACCGCUACAUGAACCACAUGCAGAGCCUGCGCUUCGAGCACAAGCUGUACGCCCAGGUCAAACAGAAGAUGGAGGAGAUGCAGCAGCACAACAUGUCGUGGAUCGAGGUGCAGUUCCUGAAGAAGGCCGUGGACGUGCUGUGCCAGUGCCGCUCCACGCUCAUGUUCACCUACGUCUUUGCAUUCUACCUCAAGAAGAACAACCAGUCUAUCAUCUUCGAGAAUAACCAGGCAGAUCUGGAGAAUGCUACAGAGGUUCUGUCUGGAUACCUGGAACGAGACAUCUCCCAAGAUUCUCUGCAGGACAUUAAGCAGAAAGUACAAGAUAAAUACAGAUACUGUGAGAGCAGACGGAGAGUGCUGCUGCAACACGUACAUGAAGGCUAUGACAAAGACCUGUGGGAGUACAUCGAGGAUUGAGGCUACAUCUCCACACCACAGACUCUUGGAGACAAACUCCACCCACUAUAGCUCUGAUGCAAUGACAAAUGAGCAGCACAGACCUCCGCUGCCGCCUCCCUGGCAAACCGCCCUGCAUUGCAUAAUUUUUCCAGAUUUUUGUUUCAAGAAAAGCAUAAGAAUAAAUUAUAUUUAAAUGAAAAAGUUAGAAUAUUAAAAAUAAAAUAAUACAUGUUCAACAGUAUUGUUAGCAGCGUGAAGCGCAAGACUGAGAAAUCCAACAAAAAGGCAAAAUAUCUUCCUUUUGCUUGCAUUGUGAGAUCUUGCCCUCGGAAAUCUUUUC
Messenger RNA from Sinocyclocheilus rhinocerous, 2150 nucleotides. It is a transcript of the gene arih1, whose product is annotated as ariadne ubiquitin-conjugating enzyme E2 binding protein homolog 1 (Drosophila). Gene Ontology annotation, biological process: protein ubiquitination. The record is from RefSeq and is a predicted model, not a curated record. The transcript has 14 exons. NCBI's taxonomy places the organism in Eukaryota, Metazoa, Chordata, Actinopteri, Cypriniformes, Cyprinidae. Gene Ontology annotation, molecular function: ubiquitin-protein transferase activity; zinc ion binding. Bases 245 to 1828 code for a protein of 527 amino acids.